Molecule: messenger RNA, 6133 nt
Organism: Podarcis muralis (Common wall lizard)
Lineage: Eukaryota; Metazoa; Chordata; Lepidosauria; Squamata; Lacertidae
Gene: MAST3
Product: microtubule associated serine/threonine kinase 3
Biological process (GO): peptidyl-serine phosphorylation; cytoskeleton organization; intracellular signal transduction
Molecular function (GO): protein binding; magnesium ion binding; ATP binding
Source: RefSeq, a predicted model, not a curated record
CUCCCCUCCCCUCCAAGUGCCGGGAACCUCUUUGCACCCUCCUUGACGCGCAACAGCCAGGAGCGCAAUGGACGAGCCGAACAUCCUCCGACGCCGCGGGCUCCAGAAGGAGCUGAGCCUGCCUCGCCGUGGGAAAACCCUCUCGCCCGGGAGCCAGAGUCCGACCCUCCUCAGUCCCCUCAGCCCUCUCAGCCCCCUGGCGUUGCACCCCUGGAGCUGCCGACGGAGCAACCGGAAAAGUUUGGUGGUGGGGACCCCAUCGCCCACCCUCUCCCGCCCCCUCUCCCCGCUUUCAGUGACAACAGCCAGCAGCAGCAGCCCCCUCGACAGCCCCCGAAACUUCUCCUCCGGCACGUCGGCCAGCUUCCCCUUUGCCCGCAGCCAUGCUCCUCGGACCGACAGGGCUGACGGCCGAAGGUGGUCUCUGGCAUCCUUGCCCUCCUCCGGCUAUGGCACCAACACCCCCAGCUCCACCGUCUCGUCCUCCUCCUCCUCCUCGCAGGAGCGCCUCCACCAACUCCCUUACCAGCCCACUCCCGACGAACUCCAUUUCCUCUCCAAACACUUCCGCAGCACCGAGAGCGUGGCGGCCGAAGACGGGCGCCGAUCGCCCUACUUCCGGCCCCGAUCCCGGAGCCUCAGCCCCGGCCGGACGAGCGGGACGUUCGACAACGAGAUAGUGAUGAUGAACCACGUCUACAAGGAGCGGUUCCCGAAGGCCACGGCACAGAUGGAGGAGCGUCUGGCGGAGACGAUUGCCAACUUAUCGCCCAGCAACACUUUGCCGCUGGCCGACGGCGUCCUGGGCUUCAUCCACCACCAGAUCAUUGAGCUGGCGCGCGACUGCCUCUCCAAGUCGCGGGGGGCCCUCGUCACCUCCCGCUACUUCGCCGAGCUGCAGGAGAAGCUGGAGAAGAUGCUGCGAGACGCCCAGGAGCGCUCCGAGAGCGAAGAGCUGCGCUUUGUGGAACAGCUGGUCCGGAAAUUCCUCAUCAUCAUCUCCCGUCCAGCUCGGCUCCUGGAAUGCCUGGAAUUCGACCCAGAAGAGUUCUACCAUCUCUUGGAAGCCGCCGAAGGACACGCCAAAGUCGGGCAGGGGAUCAAGACCGAUAUUCCAAGAUACAUCAUCAGCCAGCUGGGUCUCGCCAAAGACCCCCUGGAGGAAAUUGUUCAGCUCGAUCAAGUAGAUUGCGGCUCUCUGUCGGGAUCAGAGCACCCGGGCGACUUCUCUGAGAGCCGCCCUCCUUCCACCGUUCCUCGAAGGAACCCGUGCGAGAGCGAUUUCGAAACCGUCAAGCUGAUCAGCAACGGAGCCUACGGGGCCGUCUACCUCGUGCGCCACAAGGAGACCCGCCAGCGCUUUGCCAUCAAGAAGAUCAACAAGCAAAACCUGGUCCUCCGCAACCAGAUCCAGCAGGUCUUCGUGGAGCGGGACAUCCUCACCUUUGCCGAAAACCCCUUUGUGGUCAGCAUGUUCUGCUCCUUCGAGACCCGGCGCCACCUCUGCAUGGUCAUGGAGUACGUCGAAGGUGGGGACUGCGCCACCCUCUUGAAGAACAUGGGUCCCCUUCCGGUGGACAUGGCCAGAAUGUAUUUUGCUGAGACGGUCCUGGCGUUGGAGUAUCUGCACAACUACGGCAUCGUCCACCGCGACCUCAAGCCGGACAACCUCCUCAUCACCUCCAUGGGGCACAUCAAGCUGACGGAUUUCGGACUCUCCAAAAUCGGGUUGAUGAACAUGGCCACCAACUUGUACGAGGGACACAUCGAAAAGGACACCCGGGAAUUCGUCGACAAGCAGGUGUGCGGGACCCCCGAGUACAUCGCCCCAGAGGUGAUCCUGAACCAGGGCUAUGGGAAGCCGGUCGACUGGUGGGCCAUGGGCAUCGUCCUCUACGAGUUCCUGGUGGGCUGCGUCCCCUUUUUCGGAGACACCCCGGAAGAGCUCUUCGGACAGGUGAUCAGCGACGAAAUUAUUUGGCCGGAGGGGGACGAGGCUCUCCCUCCCGACGCCCAGGACCUCAUCACCCAACUCUUGAAGCACUGCCCUCUGGAACGCCUGGGCACAGGAGGGGCGCACGAGGUGAAGCAGAACCCCUUUUUCCGCACCCUGGACUGGAACGGGCUCCUGCGGCAGAAGGCCGAGUUCAUCCCCCAGCUGGAAGCCGAGGACGACACCAGCUACUUCGACACUCGCUCGGAGCGCUAUCGCCACCUGGGGUCCGAAGACGAGGAGACCAACGACGAGGAGUCGUCCCUGGAGAUCCGGCAGUUCUCCUCUUGCUCACACCGGUUCAGCAAGGUGUACAGCAGCUCCGAACACCUGGCCAACGCCUCUUCCUCCCUGGGCGCCUCGCCGUCUCCGGAGCAAAGCCGCGCCGAGAAAGAGGACCGCGGGGAGCGCUGGGACGAGGAGAAGGGCCACCUGCCGGCCCCCGAGACCAGACUCCGCGCCUGGACCUCCUGCGGCUCGACGGCCCUCUCCUUCCGCCAGGAGUGCGGUGCCCGCGGGGGGCCCCCCGCCCUGAGCGCCACCUGCAGCCUGGAGGCCAUGCCCAGGUUCGCCUUCUCCUCCGAGGACGAGAGCCCCUGCCGGGCGCCCCCCAAGAGGGAGCGCCCCGUCUUCGUGGUGGGGGGCGACCCCGAGGGGCCGGCCAAGACCCCCGCGAAAGCCGCUGGGCUGGCAGCUGAGCUGUCCAGCCUGAGCCGGAUCCGUCUGCGGAGCAACAGCACGGGCACCAAGAACUCCCUGCCACUGGACGGCGAGGCCGGUGGGGGGCGCCGGGUUGGCAGCCACAAGGAAACGCCUGGGAAGCAGAGGACCCCCUCGGGGGGCAGCAGGGUGCCCAAGUCGGCCUCCGUCUCCGCCCUCUCGCUCAUCAUCGGGGCAGAUGACUUGGGGGGCGCUGCCCUGGUGAGCCCCAUCUCUCCCCGCUCCCUCUCCUCCAACCCCUCCUCCCGGGACUCAUCCCCCAGCCGCGACCCACUGCUGGGGGGCUCUGGCCUGCGGCCCCCCAUCGUCAUCCACAGCUCAGGCAAGAAGUACGGCUUCACCCUGCGCGCCAUCCGGGUCUACAUGGGCGACAGCGACGUCUACGCCGUGCAUCACAUGGUCUGGAGCGUUGAGGACAGCAGCCCCGCUCAGGAGGCGGGUUUGCGGGCCGGAGACCUCAUCACGCAUGUCAACGGAGAGUCGGUCCUGGGUCUGGUCCACAUGGACGUGGUUGAGCUUCUGCUGAAGAGCGGGAACAAGGUGGCGCUGCGCACCACGGCGCUGGAAAACACGAGCAUCAAGGUGGGCCCCGCGCGGAAAAACAGCUCCAGGACCCGGAUGGCCAGGAGGAGCAAGAAGAGCCGCCGGAGGGAGAGCCAGGACAGGCGGAAAUCGCUCUUCAGGAAGAUCUCCAAGCAGACCUCGUCGGCCCUCCACCCCAGCCGCAGCUUCUCCUCGGGGCUCCACCACUCCCUCUCCUCCGGGGACAGCCUGCCCGCCUCGCCCACCCACAGCCUCUCCCCGGGACCCCCCACCCCCUGCCGCAGCCCCGCCCCGGACGCCCCAACAGAUCCCGCCUCCCCGCAGACCACCUCCCCCUCGCCCAGCACGCCACCCUCCCCGGCCGGCCACAUCCGCCCCAGCUCCCUCCACGGCCUGGCACCCAAACUGGGCACCGCCGGGCGCUACAAAGUCGGGCGCCGCAAGUCCACCAGCAGCAUCCCGCCUUCGCCCCUGGCCUGCGCCGCCCCGCCCUCCCCGCAGAGGUCCCCCUCACCGCUGCCACCCUCCAAGGCGGGCAAGGCGCUUUCGCCGCCCGCGGGCACCCGUGCCCCCGACGGCGCCCGCUCGCCCCUGCUCCAGAGGGUCCAGUCGGCCGAGAAAAUCCCCGAGAAGGGCAGGCAGAAGGCGGCGACGGGCGAGCCGGGCGCUGGAGAUCCCGGCGCCCGGCGCUCCCAUGCCCGCCCUGGCACCGACUCCGAAGUGGUGGUUAUGCGCCACCUGAACCUCUCAGAGCGCCGGGACUCGUUCAAGAAGCAGGAGGCGGUGCAGGAGGUCAGCUUCGACGAGCCCGACGCGGAGGGUGCCCCCUGGCGCCCGCCGGUGCCCCACAUCGCGGUGCAGGGGGACCCCGAGUGGGAGUGCCAGGGGUCCUACCCGGCCCGGCUGGAAGCCCGCGUCUACAUCGAGCAGGAAGACGGCACCACGGCGGUGGAGUUCGCCAGCGUCUCGCCCCCCGGGCGCAGGACAAGUGGCGGAGCGCCCAGUCCCCCCAGGAGGCGGUUGUGGGGGGCGCUGGGCACCCCCGAGAGGCCCUCCGGAGCCUGGCUGCCCGCUGUGGACCAGGAAGAGGACUCUGCGCCCAGGCAGAGGGGCGUUGAGGAAGACCAGUGAACUUCCGGGGGGCAGGGAAGGAGGCGCCCCUUUCCCUGCCCUAAAGGGGGCCCGCUGUUUCUGGAAUCUCCCCAGGGUGUUUUGGGGGGCAGUUGGGCAUGGGGGCAGUGGCAAGCCAGUUGUGGGCAUCUAGAGGGCAUGCCUAUUUUAAUGGGGGUCUUGGGGGGGAUAAUUCUCUUUGGGAUUGGGGAAAGGCCUCUUCCUAGAGGCUAGGCCUAACAUCUGGGGCCAGAGGGGGGCUGGCGCCCGAAACAUCUGGGGGGCAGAGCCCCCAAUGAAGAAGGGGCACAAAAAUGGGCACAUUCUUCUAUUUAGAAAGAAGCAUUUUCUCCCCGGAGUGGGGAAACAUCUGGGGCUCUGUCCUUGAGAUUGCCAGCCCUUCAGUUACAGAAUCCCAGCUUUGGGACACCGGGAGGUGAUCCAGCCCAACCCGCGCCAACGCAGGAGUCGGGUCCCCAAGACGUCCGUGCCCCCCUGCGCCGCCGCCUCCGGUCUGGGCCCCAGACCCCGCCCCGAUGCCAGGGGACCCCCAUCCUCGUUGCGUGGCCCCUGGCUCCAGAACGCUGCUGUGAUUCCUGCAUUGGGACCCUGGGAGUCCCGUCGGGGUCCGGGAUUCGCACCCGGUCCCCACACCCAGAGCCGAGUUUUUCAGCCCCCCGGGGGUCAACCCCAGCAUGAGAGCAGGUGGCGGACUUGGGGGGAGAAAGGGAGGAGUCCGCAAGGAACGCCCCGAAUCAGGUCGGGAGCCUAUGGGGAGGAGAUGUGUGGGUCAGCAAGUGGGGUUCACUCUGUGGUUAGAAGGGGGACCCCGGGAGCGUUGCCCAAGGAAGAGGGGGUCCGCUGUUCCCGUCGCGAGGGGCAGCAGCCCCAAACAGGGUCAUUUCCUGAUGUUGGACCCCAAUUUCCCUGACUGUUAAGCCAUGCUGGCAUCUGGCUCUACCCUAAUAUUCCCAACCCUGGCCGGCAGCAUCUCUGCAGGAUUUCGCUCAGCCAAUCUCCCAGCUGGAGAUGCCAGUGGUAAGAACUGAACCCGGGACCUUCUGCAGGAAGAACUGAUAUUUCCCCCCCUUGUGCCGCAGCCCCUCUGUUACUAAUAAAGUUUCUAGACCUCGUGGAGGAGAGGGAACCCAUUGAGCUCUUCCCUGGCAGGCAGGGGUCUUUUGGGGGACCUUCUCUGCCAUGUUUAAUCCCAAAAUGUCAAGUUUCUAGUCCUCGUCGGCCGGAUUUGCUUCCUGCAAAAAAGCAAUUUAAUUGGGGGCCUGGAAGCGAGAAAAGCCUGGAUCUUGCGCGGAUUCGCACAUGCAGGGAGAUUUCUGGAAGCAAGAGCCUCCUUAAUAGAGGCAGCUUGGCUCGCUUUCCCGAUCUGGGGCAACGCUGCGUUUGAGGGGUGCUGCCCCCCUUUCCCGGGAACCCCAGACUCCUUCCCCACAAGCCCCCCCAAGGUAUAGAUAUAUAUCCGGGUUCCCCAAACUGCUUCCCCGUUUAACUUUGCCCUGGUUACUUAUGGUGUCCUCAACUUUCCCAUCUGCGAAAUGGGCUCCCCUGAAUUUAACCCUUGAGGAACUUAGCAAAUUUUUUUUAUGGUGGCAGCAGAAAGUUUGGGGGCUGCUCAGCUCUUGCACACGGUUUUUCGGAUUUGGGAAUUUGGGGGUGGGGAACCCCCUCCUCGGUUUGCUUUACGGAAAACGGUCUCUGGAAGCCCGUUUUUGGGAAGGAAAAUAAAGUAAGUUAUGAAUGGAACCAGAA